AUCGUGCUAAUGUGAGCAUUUAGCAGAUGCAAGGAGUCCAGCACAGCCUCACCAGUGUCCAACGUGGUAGCUGUACAGCUCUGAUAGCCUCUGCUUCAAGGUUUAUUGCUGAUUAAAAUCUGUUGACUAGCAGGGAAUUACGUGCUGAGUGUAGUGUGUGGAAGAGCUAUAAAUUAAACAUGAAAGAUAAUGAAUUUUCUGCAUGAGAACUCCAGCUUUUUGAUUGUGGUGACCAGCUGAAAUAAAAUAAUCCUUGCAUGCAGGUAAAUUUCCUUCUUUUUGUCAGAGGUUUUGCCUUUUAUCAACUAUAUCAGUGUUUUUUUUAAGAUAGAGUCCUGAUGACCUGUUGAUUGGGGAAGCAGCCACCUCAGUACUCAUUAACUUUCUGUUGCUGUAUUAUGUGAUACAAAUUUAUGGCUCUAACAUAUCUAUAGGGCUGGUGUGCUGCAAUACCACAUCUGACUGAGGUCAAGGUCCAUCUGUGGUGUUAAAGUUUAGAUAUGGUCCUCCAUGUGUGGGCAAUAAGGGGGUGAAUUGUUGGACAAGGCACCGUCUCCAGCACUGCGAGGAAAAUGGAUGUGGAGAAGGGUCACGGACGUUCCCGGGGUAUGAGCACCCUGGAAACGUGUCUGAUAUUUAUCUUCGUAGCGAUGACCGGCGCCUGCAUCGGCCUGGUGGUCAUCUACUUCGUUGACAAAGCUAACUCUGAAACAGAAGGGCUGACCUUAGGGUGUGGGGCUCCUCAGGAGCUGUCUGGAGAGUCGGGCACCUUCACCAGCGCAAACUACCCCAGCAGCUACGACAGUGGCCAAAGCUGCGCUUGGCACAUCACCGUGGACCCCGAGAAGGUGAUCCAUUUGUGGUUUGAGGAGUUUACCUUGGAGGACACCCAGCUCUGCACAGCAGACUUUAUCACACUGCAAGACUCAGUGGGAGUCAUCGGUAAAUACUGUGGCUACAAUAAACCCAACCCAGUGGUGUCGCUGACAAACCAGCUGACGGUCUACUUUGACACCAAUGACAGAAAAACAGACCGAGGAUUCAAGGCUCAUUACAAAGCUGUGGCUCCACAGCUCACAUCAGAAAUAGCCGGAGCCGGCGGCUUUCUCCAAGGUGAUCAGGGGAAUCUGAUGACGCCCGGCUUCCCGGAGCAAAACUACCCGAACGGAGCGCUAUACCAGUGGAGAAUCACAGUGCCUGAAGGUGAAACGGUCCGACUGACAUUCACCUCUUUUGACCUGGUCCCUGAAGCCUGUGGAGACUUUGUUCAGGUCUAUGAUUACAACCAGGCCAGCCCUCAGUUAGCAGGUAAAUUAUGUGGCGGAACCAUGCCGACGCCGCUGGAAAUCAGCAGCAACACGAUGGUGGUCCGCUUCAAAUCUGACAACAGUCUGACUUCAAAAGGAUUCAGUGCAACGUACACAAAGUCCAGCCUUCCUCCUGUUGUUGUCACCACCACCACCACCACCACGACCGCACCCACCACACAAACCCUUCCACCUGCCACAACUUCAGGACCUGGUGGCCCGGUAAUCCUUGAUGGACGUAAAGGAGAUCUUCAGUCCUCGGGUUUCCCAAAUCCAUAUCCUGCCCAUUUAAAUAAUUCCUGGGAGAUAUCUGUGUCCAAGGGAUUCCUGGUUAAGCUGGAGAUCACUGACUUGGCCAUCACAGGAGAGACUGGAAUGUGCAAGGAGGACAAACUGAUCAUCUCAGACAAAUACAGCACUCUAGGUACACACUGUGGCUACAUCCUUCCCCCAGUGGUGGUCAGCGCCAGUGACACGAUAUCUGUGACCUUCCAGUCUGACAGUCGCCUCACAGACCGCGGAUUCUCUGCCAAGUGGGAGGCUGUGUACCCUGAGGAUAUCACAGAAAUCCUGGGUUGUGGCUUUUCUUCAAAGGAGGAAACCGGAGUUAUCAAGUCCCAGGACUGGCCCAUGAAUUACAAGCCCAACACCGAGUGCAUGUGGAACAUCGAUGUACCUUCGGGGAAAAAAAUCACGCUGACUUUCACCCAUUUUGACCUCGAAGCAAAAGAUGCCCUAACGUCCACAUGCUAUGAUAAUAUAAUGGUCUAUGACAUCAAUGGUCUGACUUCUGCACUGAUUCAAAGUUAUGGUCAGUUUUGUGGGACUACGCUGCCUGAUCCCAUCCAGACAAACGGCAACAGGCUGCUGAUUCGUUUCCAUACAGACUUGCUUACUGAAGCUAAAGGUUUCAGGGCCUAUUGGACAACAAACCCCAGCCUGCCUGCUCCAACUGAGCCACCUGUUCAGCCCAAUCCCUGGGACAACAUCAUCAUAGACUGGCCAAGCACAUGUGGGAAACCAGCCAUUCCUCCUGCUGUUGUGUCACGUAUUGUGAAUGGAGAGCCAGCCACACCGCACUCCUGGCCCUGGCAAGUGUCCAUGCAGGUCUGGCCAGCCAGUCAGCCAGAACCCACAUUCUCCCAUACCUGCGGUGGUACUCUUAUUCAUAAGAACUGGGUACUUACAGCAGCCCACUGCUUUAUAAGAUACGCUGAUGAGCUGGAGCGUUGGCGCAUGUGCCUCGGCAAACACAACUUGACCUACACGGAGCCGAGUGAGCGAUGCUUCGGCAUAUCUGGUAUCUAUCGCCACGAGGGCUUCAAGUACCCCACAGUGCCCUCGGUGGAGUUUGACAUUGCCUUGGUCAGACUGGAUGGAGAGGUGACACCCACUGAUGAGAUAUCAUUUGCUUGCCUUCCCUCUGAAGAGGAAGCCCUACCUGAGGGAAAGAAGUGCUACGCCACCGGCUGGGGGGAUGAAACUGGUGAUUCAAUUAACCCUAAAGCUGCAGAAGCGCUCAAUCAGGUCGCCUUGCCUGUGGUGCCUUAUGACACCUGUAACAGGAUGGAUUACUGGUGGUUCCAGGUCAAGACCUCCAUGAUCUGCUGCGGUUAUACCCUGCCUGAUGAGCUCAAGUCUGUUUGUCAGGGGGAUUCAGGUGGACCCCUGGUUUGCCAGGAUAAAGCUGGCGAUCCAUGGGAAGUUCAUGGCAUAACUAGCUUUGGCCCUAUUGGAUGCAUUAUGGAUAAGAAGCCUUCUGUGUUCACCCGCUCUUCUGCCUACAUCCCGUGGAUAACAAAUGUCAUCCGCCGAGACCUCUACAAUGAGCACACAUCUGGCUGUGGGGGACCAAAGGAGUUGACUGGUACUGGUGGCACUCUGUCCUCUAUGGGUUACCCUGGCACCUACAGCAACACAGCCCAGUGCCAAUGGAACAUUCAAGUGCCUGAAGGCAAAUCGGUCCACCUCCAUUUCCACAAUUUCUCUCUGGAGGAGAGUGAUUUGUGCCUAAAUGACAAAGUCAGACUCUCAGACAAAACAGGAAGUCUGGGUACCUACUGCAGUCACGUGCCUCCUGCAGACAUGGUGAGUGAUGGGAAUACGCUUCACAUCAGCUUCUCCUCCAACGACAAAGUGGUUGACUCAGGCUUCACUGCCACCUGGAGGGCAGUGGACCCUACAGAGGUUCCAUGUGGAGGGACUUUCAGCAGUGAUCAGGGUGAAAUUACUUCUCCUAACUGGCCUAAUGACUACCAAACCCAGACUGUCUGCACGUGGCGCAUCAACAUUCCUUCAUCAAGAAUUAUUCAUGUAGCCUUCACUCACUUUGAGCUGCAAGCUGUAAACCUGUUAGGAAAUUGUGUGGACUAUGUGGAGGUCAUCAAUGGUGAAACGAUGGCAUCACUCGGUCGAUUCUGCGGCUUUGCCCCUCCACCCCUCAUCAGCAUCCCUAGCAACACAGUCGUCAUCCGCUUCCUUAGUAACGGAGCCAGCCAAGAGAAGGGUUUCCGUGGUUACUGGACUACUGACACCAGUAUCUUCCCAACUCUACCACCUCUCCCUAGUAAUCGAUGGGACAACAUCACCAUCAUCUGGCCAGAAAAUUGUGGAAACCCAGAGGUGAAACCCAGCAGAGCCACUGUGAGAGUUGUAAAUGGUGUAGAGGCGAUCCCCCACUCCUGGCCCUGGCAAGUCUCUAUGCAGGCUUCACCGUUCUCUCCUAUACCUUACAUGCAUGGCUGUGGAGGCUCUUUGAUUCAUGAAGAAUGGAUCCUGACUGCUGCUCACUGUUUCAUGUUCCCACUGAAUGUACCCUCCUUCUGGCGCAUGUGCCUGGGGAAGCACCACAUGAACUCCUCCAUGGACAUUCCCUCAGCUGAGGAAUGCUACAAGGUGGAUACCGUCAUUCGCCACGAGGGAUUUGUCUACGAGCAGGAUCCCAAUGACAUCACCAACGACAUAGCCCUGGUACACUUGGCCAAACCUGUCAAUAUGACAAGAGAGAUCAGCCCCAUCUGCUUGCCGAAACCCGGGGUCGUGAUGCCUGCUGGGACACCGUGCUUUGUCACCGGCUGGGGAGAUGAGAAGGGUAACCUGUUCCCCAAAGUGGCUGAGAAGCUUAAUCAGGCAGCGCUGCCUGUCAUCGACUUCGAAACCUGCAGUAAGCCUGCUUACUGGUGGGACACCCUCAGGCCCUCCAUGAUCUGUGCCGGCUACGAGUCCCCAGAUGAGCUCAAGUCAGCCUGUCAGGGUGACUCCGGCGGUCCUCUCGCCUGCACAGCUGCCCCUGCUGCUGGAGGAACAAGCACAACCUGGGAGGUACAUGGCAUCGUCAGCUUUGGACCUCAGGGCUGCAUCAGAGACAAGAAACCAUCAGUGUUUACCCGCGUUUCCGCCUUCAGUGAUUGGAUCGACAGCAACAUCAAGAAGUAUAUUUAUGAAAGCGGAAAAGCUUUUUAAAGCUGACAUCUUUAGGUAGAGAUUAUUCCAUGUUUAGAUUGAAUUUUUUUCUCUUUAAAACCCCCUGAAUGUAACAAAUGCUGACCUGCAGCACAAAGCUACAAUGCAUCUUGCCUUGCGUCCCGUAAAAUAAUUUAGCAAAUACCAUAUUGCUUGUACGUUUCUACAUAUUAAACACUGCUGAACAUUUUAAGCAAAUUAUAUUUAAGUAAAUAUUUGUAAAAUAAUGUAUACAUAUAUCGUGUAUAAAUAAAAAAUGCAUAUCUAUAAA
This is a messenger RNA of Oreochromis niloticus (Nile tilapia), 5040 nucleotides long. RefSeq names its product ovochymase-2. The record is from RefSeq and is a predicted model, not a curated record. NCBI's taxonomy places the organism in Eukaryota, Metazoa, Chordata, Actinopteri, Cichliformes, Cichlidae. The transcript is spliced from 25 exons. Gene Ontology annotation, molecular function: serine-type endopeptidase activity. Bases 573 to 4769 code for a protein of 1398 amino acids. Gene Ontology annotation, biological process: proteolysis.